GUUAUUAAUCGUUGUAGAAGCAUCUUUCGUUUGUUUGCGUACAAUUUGGCAUCGCCGACCCUUCGUGUUUGUAUCGACGUCCGUGAUGAAAAUAAAAAUUGUAUUGGUCUUUAAGCGGUUGCCUUAUUUUUAGAAAAAGUUAUAAGUAGACAGGUUCACAUCAGAAUUGUGAAUAGUUGCUAUUUAUCGUUUUGGUGAUGGUUAAUAAGGAAUUGAUUUCCUUAUUUUCAUUUUGGUGGAUGUGCGUAUUGUGUACAAUAUAAUUAUAACAAACUUUUUAUAAAAAGAAAAUGAACUAUUAACUGAUCUUGGUGUUUUCAAAAUGAGACAAGCUGUGGUUUUAGUUAUGUUUUUAAUUUCCUUGCCCAAGGACUCAAUCAAUCUCAACGAAUCUAUAGAGCCUCUGUUUCAAAUUGGUUCAUGUGCCCCCAAUUAUUUUCGUUGUGCCUCCGGUCAAUGUAUACCAUUGGCAUGGCACUGCGAUUCUCACCGAGAUUGUGAUGACGGCACUGACGAGCCACCGGAGUGUAUUGCAAACCAUGCUUGUAAAUUAGAGCAGUUCCGCUGUGUCCUGACUGGAAAAUGCUUGCCCAAUGGAUGGGUUUGCGACGAAGAACCUGAUUGUGGGGUAUCUCCUGAACUUGGACCAGAUACGUCUGACGAAGACUCCCAACAUUGCGCGCGAGGUGUACAUUGUCGCUGGAAUGAGGCCUCUUGUCCUAGUGGAUUAGUGUGUGCUCAUUUGGAAACAUUUUGCGAUGGCAUUCUGGGCGACUGUCCCGGCAAUAGUGAUGAAUGGGACUUUUGUUCUAAUUCAACGACAUCUUGCGCUAGAAUGCAGUGUAGUUACAAAUGUAAACCAACACCUUCAGGACCUCAAUGUUAUUGUCCUGAAGGUCAACAUUCCGAUGGAAGUAAAUGUCUAGAUGCCGAUGAAUGUGAAUAUGAUGAUUCAUGUUCACAAAUUUGCACCAACACAAUUGGCUCUUUCAUUUGUUCCUGUGUUAAUGGGUAUGUGGCGAAUGGUACCGAUUGUGUCGCUGCCGACGAUUCAACUUCACCUUCAUUAAUUUUUUCUACUCAAACGGAGAUACGAAGAGUAACGUUAGGUGGAGAGACUUGGCCAGGCAAUUCAGUUCUUUAUCUGCUUAAUAGCAAUGCUUUAGAAUUCAUUCACCGAAACCACAGUACUUGUUAUAUACACCACAAUGUGACAAAAGCUUCUUUGAUGUGUGCUGAUAUUAAUGACUUCAAUCAGAAAUGGCAAUUGACUGUUAUAUCACCGCUGCUGGAGGUAGAAUUUAUACAGCAAAUAGCAGUGGAUUGGGUGUCAGAAAACUUUUAUUUCUUAGACGAUCAAAGAGAAAUGAUCAUUUUGUGUACUAGAAGUUUGCAGUGGUGUAAUUUACUCAUUGAAUAUGAAUUGGCGAAACCUAGAGCGCUGGCGUUGGACCCAACCACUGGCUAUAUGUUUUUUACAAAAUGGGGCCAAUCGCCACCUAUGUUAGAAAGAUGCAACUUGGAUGGAACAGGAAGAAGGACCAUCGUUCAACAUAAAAUCGUUUAUCCCUAUGGUGUAACUAUUGAUUAUCCUACAAAACAAGUUUAUUGGGUAGACACAUAUUUAGACUACAUAGAAAAGGUGGAUUAUGAUGGCAAAUACAGAAAAACUGUUUUGAGAGGGUCACUGGUACAAAAUCUGUAUGGGAUCACGGUGUUUCAGAACACUGUUUUCGUUUCCUCAUGGUACAAUAAUAGUAUUCUUGGAUUUAACAAAUUUGAAAGGGAUAAAUUGAAUCCUAUGACUAUUGUGAAAAAUAUUAGUAGGCCAUUCAAUGUUUAUAUUUAUGAUAAACUGAGACAACCUGAAAUUUUGCAUCCUUGCAAUGAAUCUCUUCACUGUGACCAUCUAUGUGUACCAUCUUGGACCACAGAAGGUGAUCCAGUAACUAAGUGCCUUUGUGCCUCUGGUUAUAUCCACGUUGAAAGUAAAUGCAUCGUGAGAACACCUCAAGUCUUUCUGUUAGUACUGAAGAGCCGUCCAUAUUCUGUUAGAGGUGUUAAUUUAAAUACAGGAAACGAUACUUUAGUUCCUAUACUGAAUAUCGGCAGAGCUAGUGAUUUGGAAUUUGAUGCAGUAACAAAAUCCAUAUUAUACUUUGAUGGACAUGGUGAAACUAUACAAACCAUUUCUAUCGAUCAGAACACUCCAGCUAGAGUGCUCUUAAAAGACGUAAGAUGUGAUGGUUUAGCAUUAGAUUGGGUCACAAAUAAUCUAUACUGGACGAAUUUAGAGAAACACACAAUCGAAGUUGGAAAGUUAUCCAAUUUCUCCUUAACUCGGACACUAAUACAAGAUAAUGGUUACCAUCCAACUGUGAUUGCAUUAAACCCAGCACUGGGUAUAAUGUUUUGGGCUGACUGGUCUAGCAUGAAUCCAGAGAAUGGUCGUAUUGGCACUGCAUUUAUGGAUGGAUCAAACCAAAGAAUAUUUUUAAAUGAUAGUGUUCAUUGGCCAAGCGGUUUGACCAUAGAUUCAUUGAAUGGUCGACUUUAUUGGACUGAUAAACAUUUAAAAACCUUACAAAGUAUCAAUUUAAAUGGCAAGGAGCGCAGAAUUGAGUUGAGUGGCUUAGGCUCACCAAUGAGGCUAGCCUUUGGACCAAACAAGAAGUUAUAUUUCAUUGAAUCUGUGAAUGGAACCGUUUUGAGUUAUAGUAAACAGGAGGGAGUGAAGAAAGUUUAUGACAUGAAUGGAACUUUGCAAGACCUACAGAUAUAUGAUUCUAACAGAAAACACAACUUGCAUUCUGAUUGCUUAUCCUGUCCUGAACUUUGCCUGCUUGGAGGCAAUGCGUCGUCAGCCUGCUAUUGCAGGGAUGGGUAUGAAUAUUCGAAUGACACAAACACUUGUGUAGUACUCAAAAAUUACAAAAUACCUUCCCUGUGUUCCGAGGGUUUUUUUCAGUGUUUUCACAAAAAACAUUGCAUUCCAAAUUCGUACCUUUGUGAUGGAGUUGAUAAUUGUGGAGAUGGUUCAGAUGAGUCUGACAGUGAAGGCGGCCCUUGUGAAAAUAUUAAGUGUGGAGAACAGCAGAUUAUGUGUGACAAAACCACAUGCAUAGCUCGGCAUUGGGUUUGUGAUGGCGAAAAGGAUUGCUUGGAUGGGACUGAUGAGGAUCCAAAAAUGUGUUCAAAAAUAUGUCCAAUAAACCAAUUUAAAUGUAAAAAAUCUAAAAGGUGUAUUCCGAUGGUAUGGCGAUGUGAUAAGGUGAAUGAUUGUGGCCCAAGUGAUGAUAGUGAUGAAAGUGAUUGCAAACUUAACACUUGUGAUAUUAACGAGUUUACAUGCAAGGAUGGCCAUUGCAUACCAUCGCGUUUUUAUUGUGAUUCUAUUAAAGAUUGCGAUGAUGGAUCUGAUGAAAUAGAUUGCAUCGUAUGUAAUCCUAUGAAUCAGACAGUGUGUAAACCCUUAGGUGAUUGCUUAUCAAAAAGUUUGCAAUGUGAUGGCAAAGUAGAUUGCCCUGAUGGUUCUGACGAAAGAGAGUGUGGGACUAGAAUAUGCGAAGAAAAUGAAUUUGCCUGCACCAAUUAUGAAUGUAUACCUCAGGUGUUUAUUUGUGAUUCAGAUCUAGAUUGUGUAGACGGAUCAGAUGAAAUUAACUGCGAUAUGACAAAGAAACAUAACAUUACACAGCCAAAUAGAAUAGAUUGCCCUCUACCUAAUAAAAACUGUGACAAUAACACCAAAUGUAUCUCCCAUUCUCAACUUUGUGAUAACAGGCAAGAUUGUUCCGAUGGUUCUGAUGAAGGUCAAAAAUGUAACGAAAUGUUAAAUGCAACCAACACUCUGACGACUAUGUCGUCGCUUCCUUGUGAAUACCCCUUUAGGUUUUGUGACAAUGAUACCAAAUGUAUUCCAGUUGUAAAACUUUGCGAUAAUAGGAAAGAUUGUCAAGACGGAUCUGAUGAAGGGAUGAGAUGUGGAGAUAUGCUCUGUGAUCACAGUUUCAUAUGUUCUCACAUUUGUCAUAAUGCUCCAGAGGGUCUAAUUUGUUCCUGUCCGCCACAUCUGCAUUUGCAAGCAGAUAAAACUAACUGCCUAGAGACACACCCAUGUAAAGCAUGGGGUGUCUGCUCACAGCAAUGCGUAGCUAGAGGUUCAAGAUAUAAGUGUACAUGUUUAGAUGGGUAUGUGCUUCAAGAAGAUGGCUUCACUUGCAAAAGUGUUGAUAGUGGUAGACCACAUGCAAUAUUUAGCAACAGACAUGAACUUCGGGGACUCGAUUUGCAUACUUUUAACCAAAAAUCGUAUAUUUCCAGCCUUAAAAAUACCAUAGCGUUGGACUUUUAUCACUCCAAUAACUCUGAGAUGAUCUUUUGGACCGACGUCAUUGAUGAUAAAAUCUAUAGAGGCUCCGUGGUGGGUGGCAGUUUAGGAAAUAUUGAAGUUGUAGUGCAGACAGGUUUAUCUACUGCUGAAGGAUUAGCGGUUGAUUGGAUAGGACAAAACCUUUACUGGGUUGAAAGUAAUCUUGAUCAGAUAGAAGUAGCGAAAUUGAAUGGCAGUUUUCGCCGAACUCUAGUUGCUGGAGAGAUGGAAAGUCCUAGGGCAAUUGCUCUGGAUCCCAGAGAUGGAUACUUGUUUUGGACUGACUGGGAUAAUACCUUGCCGAGAAUAGAAAGGUGUUCACUAGCUGGUUUAAACAGACGCAUUGUUGUGAGAAUAGAUAAUUUUAGUAAGGGGGGAUGGCCUAAUGGAAUAACUUUAGACUACACUAUGAGACGUAUUUAUUGGGUUGAUGCUCGAUCAGAUUCAAUACAUACAGUUACUUAUGAUGGAAGUGAUCAUCAUGAGGUUAUGGGAAAUCAUGAAAUGCUUUCGCAUCCAUUUGCAAUUACCUUAUUUGAGAACUAUGUAUACUGGACAGAUUGGAGAACUAAUAGUAUUGUCAGAGCAAAUAAGUGGACAGGGGGAAAUGUCAUGGUUAUUCAGCGAACGCUCACUCAACCUUUUGAUAUAAAAAUAAUGCACCCCAGCAGACAACCCAGUGGACCAAAUCCAUGUAAGGAAAAUAAUGGUGGAUGUUCGCAUUUAUGCCUGUUACACUUGAAUCAAACAUAUCGAUGUGAUUGUCCCCAUAUAAUGAGGUUGGGCAAUGACAGUCGUACCUGUGUCAUCAAUGAAAAAGUCCUUCUAAUUGCAAGACACGGCGAAAUUCGGGGUGUUGACAUUAAUCAACCUUACUACCACACUAUACCUACAAUAAGUCUUCCACAGGUUUUGAGUCCCAUUAAACUAGAAUUUGUGGCAAAAAGUAAAACUUUGUUCUGGGCAGAUUCCCAAAUUAAUGAAAUUAAAUGGUCAAGUCUUAUCCAUGGACCCACCCAGACACUAAUUGACACUACCUUGCAAAAUCCAUCUGGACUUGCUAUUGACUGGAUUUCAAAUUUGAUGUUUAUUUCGUCAGACACUGGCAUAAUGGUCUGUAACACAGAUGGCGAAUACAGUGCCCAUUUGCUACAAAAUGAAUUGAUUCUAUCAAUCAUUGUCGAUCCAAUUCGAGGUAGAUUGUUUUGGAUUUCCAAAAACACUGUAACAGCUGUACUGGAAACCAGUGCUGAAGAUGGAUCUGGUAGGGAAUUUGUUUUAAAUCUAACCAUAAAUUCAAAAGGCCUUUUUUUUGAUCCCGACUCCCAACGAUUAUAUUGGAUUAGCAAUUUUGAAAUCAUGUUUUGCAAUUUGAAUGGCACAGGACUUACUACACUUGAUUUACCAACUACAGUCAGUGUCUCGGCAUUUACUGUAUAUAAAGGUCAAGUGUAUUAUGCCAAUGAUCACGAUCAUUCAAUUUAUAUUGCAAACAAAACAUCGGGUCAAAAAAAUAAUAUUUCGACGUUGAGAAACGGAACCAGUAGCAUUCUAUCUUUAAGGAUAUAUGAUCAAUCUGAACAAUAUGGUCAUCACCCUUGCGAAAACGGUAGUGAAUGUCAGCAUCUGUGUUUGCCAAAAUCGGAAACUACUUUCACGUGUAAAUGUGCAAUUGGAUAUACAACUGAUCCUCUCAACUUAUAUAAAUGUAUUGGCGUUGCCGAGUUUUUGCUCUUUUCAAUCAAUUGGGAACUUCGAGGAUUGUCAUUAAGUAACGCAAGUAACACGACACAAGUAUUAGGACCAAUAUCUAGGGUAUCUAGUGCCACUGCUAUCGAUUUUAUUGCUGACGAAGAUUUGAUAUUUUGGGCAGAUAGUGAACAUGGUACUGUGACUUGUAUAAAACGAGAUGGUACGGAAAGAAAAUUAGUAAUUGAGCAGAGCGAAGUUGUGGAUAAUAUUCCCAUAGAUUGGCUUACUUGUCUAGCAACAGAUUGGAUAGCGCAAAAUAUAUAUUGGUGUGACUCAAAAAGGGGUACUAUAAAUGUAGCACGAAUGGAUGGUACCAAAGAACAUGUGUUAUUGUCUAAUGAUACUAUUAAACCAAAUUCCAUUGCCCUUGAUCCAGUAAAGGGUUACAUGGUUUGGACUGCAGCUUCGCGCCUUGAAAUCGCGACCUUAGAUGGGCAAAAUAGAAGAACCUUGAUUGCUAAGCCAAGACAUUUUGUAGAUGUCGCUUUAGAUUCAGAAAACGAACUUAUUUACUUUUGUGAUUCAAACUCUAACACUAUUGAGAGAAUAAAAUAUGACGGCACUAAGCAUAUGGUGGUUUUAAACCAUUCCUUAGAAAAUCCAGUAGCAAUAACACUGUUUCAUGAUAAAUUGUUUUGGAUGGAUACUUCUCAUGUGAGGGGCAGUAUAAAAGAGGCCCCAGUCAGUAAUCUUUCUGAUUACAAAAUUAUUCAACAAGGGUUAGGAGAGUCUCUUAAAGACAUUCAAGUUUUCUCUAAAGUAAAACAAGGUGGUACAAAUGGAUGCGCGCAAAAUAAUGGCGGAUGUGAGCAAUUAUGUCUCUUUAAUGGUACUAUCCCUAUAUGUGUAUGUUCUCACGGUCGAAUAUCACGAAACGGCAAAACCUGCGAACCUUUUGAGACUUUUCUAAUGUAUUCGCGAGUGGUUAGUAUUGAUUCAAUCCAAAUGAUGAGUGAUAGAAAUCUUCAAAAUUCUCCAUAUGCUAGCAUUAAGAAUAGUACACUUUUAAAAAAUGCCAUAGGUCUUACUUUCAGUUAUAAAUAUCAACGGCUCUUUUAUUCAGAUAUACAGAAAGGUUCCAUUAAUUCCGUCCACUUUAAUGGUUCAGAUCACAUAACAGUGGUUGAAAAACAAGGUUCGGUUGAAGGUUUGGCCUAUGAACAGCUACAUCACGCUCUCUAUUGGACAUGCAACAACGCAGCCACAAUCAGUAGAAUCAAUUUAACUCAUUCCAAUAACGUUGUUAAUACAGUUGAGAUGGUAGUCAAGCUGAGAGUUCAAGAUAAACCUAGGGGAAUAGCAGUUGAUUCCUGUGGUGAACGGGUUUAUUGGACCAAUUGGAAUGCUCAUGAACCUAGUGUAGAAAGAGUAUUCUUUUCCGGGUACGGUAAAGAGUCAAUAAUCACAACUGAUAUCCGAAUGCCAAACGCAAUUACUCUAGAUCAUAAAGCUCAAAAAUUGUAUUGGGGAGACGCGCGACUUGACAAAAUAGAAAGAUGUGAAUAUGAUGGAACUAAGAGAGUAACUUUAGCGAAAGUUACUCCUCAACAUCCUUUUGCGUUGGCCGUAUAUGGAGAUUUUCUUUAUUGGACUGAUUGGAUGUUACAUGCUGUACUGAGGGCCGACAAAUUUACAGGGCAAUACGUAGUUGUACUUAGAAGAGAUGUUGCCAAGCCAAUGGGCAUCGUAACAAUUGCCAAUGAUACUGAAGACUGCUUUUCAAAUCCUUGUAAUAUUGGAAAUGGGGGAUGUGAAGAAUUUUGCGAUUUGACUGUUAGUGGAACUGUAAACUGUUCUUGUUUAGACGAUAGAAUACUUGGAACAGACGGAAAGUGCUACUAUACCAGUUUAACUUGUGGCAGUUUUGAUAACAGUUUUAAUUGUUCGGAUGGAUCUUGUAUUCCUUUCCAUUUAACUUGUGAUGGCGUUAGUCAUUGCGCUGAUCAAUCUGACGAAGAACCAGCGUAUUGUGGAUUUAGGUCAUGCCCCCCGUCUUGGUUAAAGUGUAUUAAUAAAAAAUGUGUUCCAUUGAACCUUACUUGUAAUGGAGUUGACGAUUGUGGAGAUGCCACAGAUGAAAUAAAUUGCAACUGCUCCAAAGAACAAUAUUUUAGAUGUAAUAAUGGAGAAUGUGUCCCAAACAGUGUCCGUUGUGAUAGUGAUCCUGAUUGCAAGGAUAAUUCAGAUGAGAUUGGUUGUCCCGCACCAAAUUGUACUGCCAUCCAUGGUGCCAAUUUUAUUAACUGCAAUUCCACUACUUCAUGCAUUCAUAUAGAUUGGAUAUGUGAUGGUGAAGAUGAUUGUUGGGACAAUUAUGAAGAACUAAAUUGUUCUACAUCCAAUAAAAAGUGUGACUGGUACCAGUGGCAAUGUCCGGGAGGUCAUUGUAUUAAUUCUACUGCCAGAUGUAAUGGCCAAGAUGAUUGCCAUGAUGGCGAUCAUAUAGCGGGUGUCCUUAGUUCUGAUGAAAAAAAUUGUGGAACAAAUUUUUGUUCAACUGAUGAAUUUAUGUGUGUUGGAGAUACUAUAUGCAUUCCUGUGUCUUGGCAUUGUAAUGGUGUCUAUGACUGUUCAGACGGUAGCGACGAAAUUGAAUGCAAGCAUCAUUGCAGAUUCGACAAAUUUCAAUGUAAAAAUGGUGAGUGUAUUCCAAAAGCUUGGCAAUGUGAUGGAAGCCCUGAUUGUUCGGAUCAAUCAGAUGAAACAGAACACUGCAGUCACACCUAUUGCAGCAAGUUAGACUUCCGUUGUAAUGCAACUGGGCGCUGUAUUCCAUUGGCUUGGCUUUGUGAUGGUGAAACGGAUUGUGAUAAUGGUCAAGAUGAACACACCGACCAAGGUUGUCUCAGCAAUGUGUGUACUGAAACUCAAUAUCAGUGUCGAAAUGGAUUUUGUAUUAGUAGAGAAUAUUUUUGUGAUGGAGAUAAGGACUGUAAAGAUGGUUCCGAUGAACUUGAUCAUUGUUAUCGAAGUUGUUCGCCUGGCGAAUUUCGUUGUGAUAAUGGAAAAUGUGUCUUGGAACUACACCGAUGUGAUGGGGUAGACAAUUGCGGUGAUAAUAGUGAUGAAGGGCAACAGUGUCCUUCCGAACCAGGACUAUAUUGCCAAACGAAAGGUUGGUUUCAUUGUGCCAAUGGUGUUUGUAUUAAUGACACGCUGCUCUGUAAUGGUGAAAAUAAUUGCGGUGAUUACUCGGAUGAGAAUAAGUGCAACAUAAAUGAAUGCUCUGCAUUACCUCCGAUCUGUGCACAACAAUGUAUAGACCUUCCAGUAGGUUAUGAAUGCAAGUGCGACUUAGGAUACCGAAUUUCAUCAAAAAACAUCCAUCACUGUGAUGAUAUUGAUGAAUGUGAAGAUAGACCUUGUAGCCAAAUAUGUAAAAAUACUAGGGGAUCUUAUCACUGUAGUUGUCAUGAACAUUAUGUCUUGCAUUUGGAUAAGAAGUCUUGUAAAGCCAACAGCACAGAAAAAGUUUCCUUGCUGCUAGCCAACAGGUAUUACAUAAGAGAGUUAGAUUUACAGGGCAAUUCAAAUUUGUUGGCUCACAAUCUCACCAAUGCUGUCGCGUUAGACUAUGAUUGGGAGACACAGUGCAUCUAUUGGUCUGAUGUUACCCAGCUGGGCAGCACCAUUAAGAAACUUUGCGAUUAUAAAAUGAAUACAACUGUUUCAACUGUAGAGCUACUUCAUUCUUCCUCAAGUUUACAAAAUCCCGAUGGAUUGGCAGUAGAUUGGAUUGGAAGAAACUUGUACUGGUGUGACAAAGGUUCUGAUACAAUAGAAGUGUCAAGUAUGGAAGGCCGUCAUAGACGCAUACUUCACUCUAAAGAUUUGGAAGAACCUCGUGCCAUAGCACUGGAUCCUAUAAGGAAGUUCAUGUAUUGGACAGAUUGGGGCUCAAGAGUUCAUAUAGGUAAAUCAGGCAUGGAUGGAUCUAAUCCCCGAGUGAUAGUAAAUAAAAAUUUGGGCUGGCCGAAUGCUUUAACAAUCUCUUAUGAAACAAAUGAAAUUUUCUGGGCGGAUGCGCGUGAAGAUUAUAUCGCUGUUGCCGACUUUGAAGGAAAUAGGAUGAAAGUAAUUGCAAGUAGGGAAAAAGAUAGCAACCUACAGUUGCACCAUGUAUUUGCUAUUGACGUUUGGGAGGAUUAUAUUUUUUGGACUGAUUGGGAAACCAAAACAGUUGAAAGAUGCAACAAAUACACUGGAAAGGAUUGUUCUUCAAUCAUUUCCACAGUUCACCGUCCAAUGGACAUUCGUGUAGUCCACCCUUUCCGACAACCCAAACUAAAGGUUAAUCCUUGCGAUCAAGCAAAUUGUUCAGCAUUAUGCCUUCUUUCCCCUAGAGCUCCAUAUUAUAUCUGCGCCUGUCCAGAAAAUUAUGUUCUCGGAAAAGACGGUAAAAAUUGUGAAGCAAAUUGCACCAGCGCUCACUUUGAGUGUAAGUCCAGCUAUAAAUGUAUACCAUUUUGGUGGAAAUGUGAUACACAAGACGAUUGCGGCGAUGGAAGCGAUGAACCACCGGAUUGUCCAUUAUUUAAGUGUAUGCCAGGGCAAUAUCAGUGCAAAAACGGUCAGUGUAUUCACCCUACCGAUUUAUGUAAUGGCAUUAAUAAUUGUGGAGAUGGAUCUGAUGAAACCGAUUGUGAACAUUAUACGUGUCUCAAUACUCAGUUUAGAUGUGAGGGCAAUGGAACAAUAGGACCAAGAUGUAUUCCUUCAAACUUGCGUUGUAACAAGGUAGAGAACUGUCCAUUAGGAGAGGAUGAAUUAAACUGUCCCCCAAUUACAUGCCCCUCCAGUCAAUUCAAAUGUGACAAUGACAAGUGUAUUCCUGCAGUUUGGGUUUGUGAUAAUGAUAAUGACUGCGGCGAUAAUUCAGAUGAACAGCAAGUUUGUGAUAAACGUACUUGCGAAGCUCAACACUUCCGUUGCAAUUCUGGGAGGUGUAUUCCUUUGUCUUGGAAAUGCGAUGGAGAUCAUGAUUGUGGUGAUGGGGAAGAUGAACCAAAAAGUUGUAGCGAGUUAGAAUAUCAUACUUGCGAACCAACAUAUUUUAAGUGCAAUAACAAUCGGUGUAUUCCCGGCAGAUGGCGCUGCGACUAUGAAAGUGACUGUGGAGAUCAAUCGGAUGAACACAAUUGUGUGCCUCGAAAUUGUUCAGAAUCUGAAUUCCGAUGCAAAAAUGGAAAAUGUAUAAGAGGUAACAUGAAAUGUGAUGGAGAAUUUCAAUGUGAAGAUAGCUCAGAUGAACUAGAUUGUGACACUCAGUGCAAAGAUAAUGAAUUUCAAUGUUCACACCCAAAGAUAUGUAUUUUUAAAGAAUGGCGAUGUGAUGGAGAAGCAGAUUGUGGUGAUGGAUCAGACGAAGCAAACUGUACAGAAACAUGUCCACAAAACGGCUUUCAUUGUGAUAAUGGCUACUGCAUUUAUGAGGAAUGGCGGUGUGAUGGUACAAAAGAUUGCAGUGAUGGUUCAGAUGAAAGUAAUUGCUUUUCUACUGCUUGUCCGGCCGGACGUUUUAGAUGUAAAAAUCAUACUUGUGUACCGAUCAAUUUUUUGUGUGAUGGACAGUACCAAUGUAGCGAUAAAAGCGAUGAAGACAAACACAUUUGUAAAAGAUAUGGGUUGUGCCCUGCACACCAAUUUACCUGCAAGAAUGGGCGAUGCAUAGAUGGAAGAUAUCAUUGUGAUGGCAAUAAUGAUUGCGGUGAUAACAGUGAUGAGGCAGAUUGUGAAAAACCAUCUUGCGCUUGGGGCACGUGUUCACAAGUCUGCAUAGAAGUCAGACAAAAUUACACCACAUGUAAAUGUGUUGAUGGAUAUAAACAUAUUGGAAGUGGCAAAUGUCAAGCAGAGGGACGAUUGGCCGAGUUGGUUUUGGCUUCUGAAGCAGAACUAAGAAUGAUUUCACCAUAUAAAAUGGGCGAUAUAAAUAAAAUGCGAAAGACGCUAGCUAUUGCUCCGGGAUAUAAAGUGGACGCAGUAGAUAUUUUAUAUGAAAAAAGGCAGGCUGAAGCAUUUUGGACAGAUCAUCAGAAUAAACGGGUUCAGGCAAUGGAAAUACAAGUUAGUGAAGAUGGUAGAAUGAACAGGGACGCGGAAACUGCUAGAACGGUCUUGUCCAAUCUUCGAAAUCCAAGGGGCAUAGCUCUCGAUUGGGUGGCUAAACGUAUAUACGUAACUGACGGUAAUCGCAUAUUGGUGUCCGAUCUUAAAGGUAUUUUUAAUUAUACCUUGACAUCCGGUAAUAUGCAAGAGCCGCGGGAUAUUGUUGUGUCUCCUGGAGAUGGUCUUAUAUUUUGGGCAGAAUGGGGUGGUGUUCCAAGAAUUGAAAUGGCCAAUAUGGAUGGAUACAAUCGAAGCGUGCUAGUAAAUAAAUUAAUAUGUCCUGCGGGGUUGGCUGUAGAUUAUCCCGCUAGAAGAAUCUAUUGGAGUGAUCAUAUUUCAAUGAUGGUAGAAAGUAUUACAUUUGAUGGUAAAGAUAGACGGGUUAUACGAAAUUUUAACAAAAGUUUAAAGCCUUUCAAGCUAGAAAUAUUCGAAGAUAAUCUUUUUAUAUCGACGUACAAACAUGACGUAAUCAGGCUUAAUAAGUUUGGUACUGGGAACAUAGUCCAUUUAGCAAGUGGACUUCCCCGAAUUUCAGAUAUUUUGAUACUUCAGGAGCACAAGAGGCCGAAAUUUAAUAACUCCUGUUAUGACUUUUGUAACAACAAAGAAUUUUGCUUAUUGACUCCCAAGGGCGCCAGGUGCUUGUGUGCUGAUGGAUAUGUUAAUGAUAAUCUUACGUGCAAAGCAGUAAAUAUUGUGCCUGCAACUUCAUCCAAAUGCCCAUUCAGUUGUAAUGCAGGAUAUUGUAAUGUAAGCGCUAUUCAUGGGCCACACUGUGUUUGCCCACCUGAUUAUAUUGGAGAACGUUGUCAACAUUUUCUAUGUAGCCAGUAUUGCAAAAAUAGAGGAGUUUGCAUUGUUAAUAAAGAGGAUACUUCAGCUCGGUGUUUCUGCCCUCCUCAGUGGUAUGGGAAACGAUGUGAAAAGCGAAAACUUUUGUGUAGCGAUUUUUGUAGAAAUGGAGGAACAUGCUCUUUAAUGACUACUGGUUUACCCCAUUGCCAUUGUCGAGAAGGCUUUUUUGGAUAUCGUUGCCAACAUUGCACCAAUUUUAGUUGUGAGAAUAAUGGUGCAUGUUACUUUAAGAAUGAAACAUCUAUUUGUCAUUGUCCAAAUGGGUAUAGCGGAGAACACUGUGAGAUUUCAGCCUGCGGAACCCAUGGCACGAUUGUUACAAAUUCCACUGGACUUUUUUGCAAUUGUCAAGAGGGUUAUACUGGUCAAAAAUGUGAAACACAAAUUUCUGAUUGCAAAUGCCGACAGGACGAUGGAUUAUGCAUAAACUGUGAGGAUUCUAAUCGUAGUCUAACUAAUUUCGACUGUCGUGGUUAUUGUCAAAAUGGAGGUGUCUGCCAUCUGUCUGAACCUAAAACGCCGACAUGCAUCUGCAAAGAAAAGUGGAUAGGACCAACAUGUACCAUUCCAGAGAUUUGCCAAAAUCAUUGUCAAAAUGGUGGUACAUGUGCAGUAACGGAUGGAGUCGCUUAUUGUAUAUGUCUAUCUGAAUACCAAGGACCCACAUGUAAUGUUAACCGAAGAGGUGAGAAUAUCUACAUUGGAAAUGAAGUUAAGGGCGAGGGAAGAAGUAUGUGGGUUCCAAUUAUGUCUGCUUCAGCUGUUAUUUUAGUCGUCUUGAUUUUGGGACUAAUUGGAUUUGAAUAUUUUUACCGAAGAAGAAUGUUUUUUUCACAUGAAAGAUUGCAAGAGCACGAUUUUAAUAAUCCAAUUUAUCAAGACCGAGAUGCUGAACCUUUCACCCUUGAAACUGAUAAGUCUGGAAAUUUUGACAACCCAGUAUACGAAUCUGUUUAUAAUGGAAAUUCAAAAGGCAAGGAAGAGAAAGCAAUUUUAUUGGAACAUAGUGUUGAUAGACUUCCUUUACCGCCAACGGAGGAACUGUAAUCUUAAUAAGCAAAUACCUCGUGAUUUAUUUUUUUUAUAUUUAAGUAUUUUUUGCAAACCAGGUUAUGACAUAUUCUUUGCUGAAGAGAACAUUGACCAUUGGGCAUACCAGUCAAAAGUGAAACAAACAUUUAUUUUAAAUACUUAAUUUAAAUGUUUUAGUUUUGACAGUGUUUGUAUCAUUUUUUGAUGUAUUAUUAUUUGAAAACGUCUUUUUUGAUUCUGCAAAUAUAUGGUGAAACACUUGAGUAGCCUCUUACAUAUCAUUUUUCUUUUAAUUGAACAACCGGAAUUUAUGUAACUUAUAAAAUUAGAUUUUUGUGUUAUUUGAAUUAAUGCUAACCGAUGAUUUUUGUUACAAAUAAUCAACUAUUUAUUUUUCCAAUUUUCUAAAAUUUACAAAAAAAAUAUAUAGUGCGUUUGACAUAACAAAAUACAAUUUAAGUUAAAUUUUCUAUUCGUAACAUAAUAUGUACGAUGAUCAUAACAAUUACUUAGUUUAAAGAAAUAUAUGGCAAGCAACUCAAUUCAAAGGACUUACAGUAUAUGAACCUCAUCUCGUUACUAAAUGAUGUCGAAACAUAUAUUUAUUAUAAUAGAUGUGAUGCCUAGAAUCUUAGAAAUUCUUAAAUGAGAAGAAUUGAUAAAAUACAUUUUUAGAUGGUCCAUGUUCUUUGCCCAUAAUUACGCCAGUAUCUGUCAAUACUCAGAAAAUGAAACCAUUUAAUGGGUUCUUUUGCAGUGUCAUAUGUGAAUGUGUUUUCCAAUCUGUAAAAAUGAUACAGAACAUAAGGCUGCUAGAGUAACAUUACUUUUAAAUUAUAUUAGUAACAUUUCUCGUUGUGCAGCUUUGAAUUUACAAUUAAUAUUAUUUGUAAAUGUAUUUUGGGAAUCCUAUUUUUCAUUACAAAUUCUGUGUAAAUUAUGAAAAAUUAUUGAAGAGUUUUCCAUUAAAACCAAAUGUGUACAACAUUAAUUUUUUAAAAAAAUUUCAAUAAAAAAAUUACAUAUA
Cylas formicarius (sweet potato weevil) is the source of this 15149-nucleotide messenger RNA. It is a transcript of the gene LRP1, whose product is annotated as prolow-density lipoprotein receptor-related protein 1. NCBI's taxonomy places the organism in Eukaryota, Metazoa, Arthropoda, Insecta, Coleoptera, Brentidae. The record is from RefSeq and is a predicted model, not a curated record. The transcript is spliced from 47 exons. Bases 323 to 14137 code for a protein of 4604 amino acids. Gene Ontology annotation, molecular function: protein binding; calcium ion binding.